AUGCCUACAGCAAUCAUUCCCCAAAUAGAAGAUGUUAGAUGGAUAGGUACGAUUCCGACUGGAUCGUCGAUGUGUAGACGAUCAAGAAGUGGAAGGACAGCUAUCGAGAAGACAGAUGAAAUGGAGCCGAUGACAAGAGCAUGCCACGGACGAGAGACUGCGCAGAUAGCUGGAAUAACAUGGGGAAGCUUUUUCGUCUUCACAAAACUAAUAGUAAUCGCAGUUGCUCCUCCACCAAUCGAAGCCAUAAUUGUGGCAACAGCCGCCCGUGCUCCGAGUCUCCAUCGUCCUCCAGUAAUACCCCAAACAGAUCCAGCAUUGAUACCGAACCAUCCCCACCAUAAUAGAAAUGUACCCAAUAAUGCAUUCGUGGGACUACUCAUCUGA
Caenorhabditis remanei is the source of this 387-nucleotide messenger RNA. RefSeq lists its product as uncharacterized. The transcript has 2 exons. The record is from RefSeq and is a predicted model, not a curated record. Bases 1 to 387 code for a protein of 128 amino acids. Lineage: Eukaryota; Metazoa; Nematoda; Chromadorea; Rhabditida; Rhabditidae.